AUGUGGGUCGACCCUGGCGCCAACCUCAGCAGCAAGCACUCCAAGGGUUUGGUGGUCAGAGCGGCUGAUCUCAGGUAUGGCACCAACCUGGGGACUGCUUUGCAGCUGGCUCAGUUCCGAGAGGACGCAGCCUCACAGGCGCGAGGUUUAUGGGCAAAAUGGGGUGAAGUGGAAUCUGAAGAGCCCAUUGAUCCACUGGAUGGGACUCGUUGGGAUGGGACUCGUUGGAUUCUUGAUUCCAUGCCGAAUGGGAAGUCUUGCGAAGACGCGGCGCUGUGGUUGGCGCGCUCGGCGCAAGAGGCCUUGCGUGGUCCGGAGAUGGCACAGCUCCAAGGUUCCGCCGCCUUGAAGGGCAUCCGACGGCUGUGCCACCGAGUGGAACGCUCGUGCGCAGGCGCUUUGGAGGAGCUGCUGAGAAAGCCCGAAAACUCGGAGAUCAAAGGGUUAACCUUUGCGGAUGUGGAGUCGAUGGAGCGCAUGCUGGAGGAGCUCUACGUGCGCCCCGACGAGUCCGGCGGCGGGCGCACCUUCGAGCUGGAGGGCAUGGGCUUCCGACGGGACCAGGCCAGCGACGAUGGCCUUCAGGCGCUCAUUGCGCGCGGCUUGGCGCAGGACGCCCUACCGGAGCCGCAGGAGCCUGCGCCCAGCUGGCCGCCCCAAGGGCCAAAGGCACCGCCCACCAGUGAGACUGUCCUAGACCCGCAGGAGUUGGUCGCUGUGAACAGCAACCUGGACGGCGAACGGCUGGCGCGGCCGGCGUCCAGCGAUCUGGUGCGGGAAGAGGUCGUGAGACUUUUUCAGUCAGGCGGCAAGCGCCUGCGGCCGGUGCUCACGCUCCUGACGGCGCGGGCCACGGGUGCCUCGGAGGCGGCCAUGGCGGAUGUCGUCUCACUAGCGGCAGCCGUUGAGGUCCUCCAUAGCGCCAGCCUGGUGCAUGACUGGGUGGGUGGAGAGAUUAGCCUUGGGAAUGCGCAUCGCGAAGAUGACAUCCUCGACGAGGCGGACACCCGUCGCGGCGAGGAGGCGGCGCACGUGCGCCUGGGCGAGCGCGCCGCAGCGCUGGUGGGCGACUUCCUGUUUGCCACUGCUUCCGUGCUGGUGGCGGAGAUCGGGAGCCUUCCAACGGUGCUGCUCAUCUCCAAGGUCGUCGCCGACUUUGGACGUGGGGAGCUGGCACAGUCGGCCGUGCGCUUCGAAGCAGUCGACUACUCGCUCGAGGACUAUUUGGCCAAGUCUUUCUACAAGACAGCUUCCCUCCUGGCGGCUGCCUGCCAUGCCGCCGCGGUGCUCAGCCGCCCCCAGAGCUCUCCCGAUGCCCAGGAAUGUCAGAAUUGCUAUCGCUUUGGGGCCUACGUGGGUUUGGCCUUCCAGGUGGUGGAUGAUAUCCUGGACUUUGUCGCGACGGAAGAGGAGCUCGGUAAACCCGCUUUAGCAGACCUCAAGGACCGGAUCGAGGGCAACUUAGGCGCUCCAGUACUUUUCGCUGCCCAAGAGGGUGCUUUGCCCCCGGCACAUCGGCAAGAGUUGCUCGAGGCAGGGGACGUUUAUAACCUGGUCCCCUCGGCCGGGCGUCUUCAGGCCAUCGAACGGCGCUUAACGAAGCCCGGCGACUUGGACCUGGUGCGACGUCUGGUGGAGGAGGGCAAAGGCGUCGAGAAGUCCAAGGCCGAAGCGCUGGCGCGACGCUUCGUCGACUUGGCCGCCCUGGAACUGGACAAGUUGGAGCCCGGUGAGGCCCGCGCCGGAAUGAGGCUCUUUGCCGAGUAUGUGGUGGCCAAGCCCAAGCCAGCCGUUUUGUCCAAUGAGAGGAAUGGCGAGAUCCUUGGCAGGCAUCCCAUCACCGGGAAAGUGGAACUUUGGGAAGAUCACUGGCAGACGCCGAAGUGCAUUCAACAGCUGCCUGGCAAACAGAACUUGAGCCCAUCAAACAAUUUUUGUGCCUAA
Messenger RNA from Durusdinium trenchii, 1944 nucleotides. Lineage: Eukaryota; Dinophyceae; Suessiales; Symbiodiniaceae. The record is from the annotation of a GenBank genome assembly.